Toxotes jaculatrix (banded archerfish) is the source of this 2241-nucleotide messenger RNA. RefSeq names its product dynein axonemal intermediate chain 7 (gene dnai7). The record is from RefSeq and is a predicted model, not a curated record. Gene Ontology annotation, molecular function: microtubule binding; beta-tubulin binding. NCBI's taxonomy places the organism in Eukaryota, Metazoa, Chordata, Actinopteri, Toxotidae. The transcript is spliced from 16 exons. The coding region runs from base 1 to 2205 and encodes 734 amino acids. Gene Ontology annotation, cellular component: axoneme.
AUGCGCGCUUGUUCCUAUAGUUACCUAGACGCUGAAGUUUUUCUACCUUCAUCAUCCAAAAAGGGACGUAAACUGUCCAAGGCUCAGAAGGCGAAGCAGCUGGAAGAGGAGGAGGAGAGGAGGCGGCGAGAGGAAGAGGAAGCCCGGCUACAGGCAGAGAGAGAGGAACAGGAAAGACUGGAAAGAGAGAGAAAGGAGCAGGAGCUGGAAAGGCUGGAAUUAAAGGACAGAGAGCGCAGAGAGGAUGAGCUGAAUGAACUGCGCCGCCUACUGGAGGAGAAUCACACUGCAGUAACCAAAUGGAAAAGUGAUGCUGUGGAGAAAGCCAAGUGGGAAAGGUACAUGCGUUGUGAUGGUACCCCGGACCCAUCAGUGCAGCAGGAUAUUAACACAUAUAUCAGCCUGUGGAGAGAUGACCCAGAGGUCAACAUCACACCUGUGCUCAAGCAAUGCAACCUCGCUCUACAGCUGGUUGAGGAGCUGGAAGGUCUGCUCAGAGAUGUUACGGAUCCACAAGAGGGCCAGACGUACCAGGAGGCUCUCAUGAAUUUGCAAGAUCUAAUUCACUCUAAACACCUCCUCGCCACUGAAGAGAUCCUAAAGAGGGCCAGCGCAAACACUGACACUGAAACAGGCAACAUGCAGACUGUGGUGAAAGAUGACAACAGUACCCUGUGUCUGUGGGCCAACCUCAAGAAGAAUCCCAGGUUUAAAGGUUUAAACUUUGAAGAGGUCAGCCUUGGCUUUGAGCUUCCAAAGCAGUUGGCUGUCAGAGAUAUUGCCGUACGAAUUCUCCACACACACUACGACCACCUGUCCUUGCUCUCCAGGAUGGCUCACCUGAGAAUACACACACCUAGCCACAGAUCUCUUGCAGGGGGUGACGAGGUUUCAGCUGACGUAGAUCUACCUGAGCUGGAAGAGACAAAAGAGGACAGUGAAGUGAAGGAUGACAAUGAGACGCAACAGCAAAGAGUGGAUGAGGAGGUGCAGUCCAUCCAAGGGUUAGAAGGGAGGAAGAGUGCAGCCAGUCUACUGUCGAGGAAAAGCAGUCCCCAGCCUGCAGAAGGCCAAGGGAGCCAGAUACAGACACAGAUGGAGGCACUUGGUGCUGAGGGGGACUUGAAGUCUCCCUCAGUGCAGCUCACAAUGGUGGACGACGGUGAGCGUGUCCAGGUGGUGGACUUGAUGCAGUACAUGCCUCUGGGUGGGGUCUUCCACUACGACGUGUUCCACCUCCCACCACAAGCCCACCAUGUCAAUGGCUGGGAAAUGAGACAGGUGUUGGACACAGAGCUACAAGUGUUUCCCUACCCCACAGAGAAGUCCAACUUGGAUGACAAUGAGGUUCUCUCCUGCCCACCUGUCGGGGUGUCUGUGAUGCUGCCAGACUUUGUUGUGUUCUUAGAAACUCCCCAAGUGGCUCGCUGGGAUGCUGCAGGUAAGCAGUGGAGGAUGGACAGUAUCACUGAUGUGUCUUAUGAAGAAGAAGAGGCCAAGAUCUCCUUCAGGAUGGGCUCCUUCCAAGCUUUUGUGCUUCUGCAGGAAACUUACGCCAACCUUCCAUUCCAGAGCUGGGAACUCAGGCCACUGGGCCAAGACUCUGCUGUUUACACUGUCAGUGGGGCACUCAUCGAUCUCAGUAUCACAGUCCAGGGUGACCAGUGCAUGUUGCAGUCAGAGCAGGAGAAAGGCCUCUCUCACCUCCUUGGAAAGUGGAUGAGCAGCCCCGCCCUGCAGAGAGCCAUGCUCAACGCGGGGAUCAACAUCUUUGUGAAUGAAUACACCGACAAAUAUGUCAGCUCCCUUGGCAAGGACCCACUUACAGAACAUGCUGCCUACGAACAGAUGGCCCUCUUCGCCUCUGCCUGUGCUUUCUCAUGGAGCAAGUGGAAUGCCAAAUGUGGAGCUGAGCAUCUGGUCAUACAGGUGUGUGAGCACCACGGCCCCGGCCCUGUGCCCAAGGACUCGUGGAGUCUCUACUUGCUGGGGGCUCAGAGGAGUCAGAAGCUGGAAAUGACAGAGAAGAGUGAAGCUUUCUCCCCAGACCAUCAUCCUGGCAGUGAGUUUCACUCCACCUUCAUCCACAUGCUCCAGGACAACAUGAGCACUGAUGGCAUAGCUAGGACCAGAGAAUCCAAUUAUCUGUUUGUCGAUACAGUGCAGAGUCUGCUCUGUGCCACUAGACCCCUGAUGUAUUCUUAAACCUGUGUGAAAUUAACUUUUUAUUAACUUUAUUUU